This is a messenger RNA of Larimichthys crocea (large yellow croaker), 4771 nucleotides long. RefSeq names its product ankyrin repeat and BTB (POZ) domain containing 2b (gene abtb2b). The record is from RefSeq and is a predicted model, not a curated record. The coding region runs from base 603 to 3767 and encodes 1054 amino acids. Lineage: Eukaryota; Metazoa; Chordata; Actinopteri; Sciaenidae. The transcript has 17 exons. Gene Ontology annotation, molecular function: protein heterodimerization activity.
CAAAAGUCGGCCCCUCUCCUGAUUGGUUACUCGAGCCGCUUCCGUGUUGUCCUUCAGCGGCGGUCCGUCCUCUCACACAUCUGCAGAGACAGAGUCUCCGUCAGGCUGCGUGAGACCGAGCGCCGGGACAGGAGAGCGAUGAGGUAGACCCGGACUUUCCGACGCUUUUUCUACGAAAACGAAACAACUGGUGUGUGUGUGUGGAGCGGCUGCACGGGACUGUGGCUGUUUUAUGAGAGUGUGGAGGUAUUUUGCCGUGUUUUUAAAAAAAAGAAAAAAGACUGUGGACUGGAGGAAAAGUUUAACUCCGCGGGGGAAAGGUGAGACUGGUGCGGCUUUAACUUUCCAAGCUGUCCGGGUUGCUUACGCCGAUAUAAGGUGAUUUUUUUAUUAUUAUUAUUUUUUAUUUUUUUUAUUUCAUUGGUGCAGUCGUGUUGUUCCGCCGUCCUGCACUGAACUCUAUCCAGCAGCAUGUCUGACAAGUGUCGCACGGUGUAACCAGUUCAUCCAGCUCGGUGGAGUUUCGACCGUUUUCAGGUGAACCGCUGACGACGCUCCCCUUAAAAAAAAAAAGAAAGAAAGAAAGAAAGAAAUUCACAAUAAUGGCUGGUUUGAGCAACGUCCACAUGAAAACCCUGGAGGACCUGACGCUGGACUCUGGCUACGGGGCGGGGGACUCCUGCAAAUCCCUCAGCCUGUCCUCAUCCAAGUCAAACUCCCAGGCCUUCAUGACUGCCCCUCACCGGGGUAACUGGUGGUACUACUCCGGCUCCAUGAACAGCAGGAACAACAGCUGGGACACGGUCAACACUGUCCUCCCCGAAGAUCCAGAGGACAUCUUCUCCAAGUGCCCCCGCUUACCUGACCUGGAAGAGUUCCCCUGGACCGAAGAGGAGGUGGCAAAGAUACUGCGCAAAGUGGCCGAGAGUGGGAGCAUCAAAGGGGGGCUCGCACCUGUGUUCUCACCUGAGGCCGUGAGGCGGUUGUCCGCCCUCCUCCGCAGGGCUCUGAUCCGGAUCUCCAGAGAGGCUCAGCGGCUCAGCGUCAUGCACUGCCGCUGCACACGCUUCGAGGUGCAAAGCGCCAUGAGACUGGUGCUCAGCUGGGCCCUGGCUGACCACUGCGUGUCUGCGACGGUCAAAGCUAUCUCCAUGUAUAGCAUGAGCGCCGGGGAGCUGCUCAGGAAGGGCAAGUCGUCCCGGUGCGGCCUCUCCUUCUCUGUGGGGCGCUUCUUCCGCUGGAUGGUGGACACCCGCAUCUCCGUGCGCAUCCACGAAUAUGCGGCCAUAUGCUUGACCGCAUGCAUGGAAGCUCUGGUGGAGGAGAUUGGAGCCCGGGUGCUGAUGGCCGAGAGGGGUCAAUCAGGGCCAGAUUCAGGGUCAACAUACGCCCCCGUGAGUGCAGAGACCCUGGAGGGGGUGGUGAAUAAUGACGCGGAGCUGUGGGGAGUCCUGCAGCACUAUGAGCACCUGAUCUGCGGGAAGAACGCCAAUGGUGUUUUGUCUCUCCCAGCCCAUUUCAGUCCCUACACAGAGAACCAGCAGACGUCUGUGGACAGCAGGGAGGAUGCCUAUGCCCAGCUGGAACUGAGGACCCUGGAACAGUCCCUGCUGGCUACAUGUGUGGGCAGCAUCUCCGAACUUAGUGACUUGGUGUCCCGUGCUAUGCACCACAUGCAGCGCCUGAGCUCCGUGCGCCCAGGAUUGAGCCCAGCUCGCCACGCCCGUCCCCAGCAGCCGGUGUCCUGGUCACCGGACGCCCUCCACACCCUUUACUACUUCCUGCGUUGCCCACAAAUGGAGUCCAUGGAGAAUCCCAACUUAGAUCCUCCACGCAUGGCACUUAGCAAAGAGAGGCCAUUCCUGUUGCUGCCACCUCUGAUGGAGUGGAUGAGAGUGGCCAUAGUUCAUGCUGAACAUCGCAAGAGUCUAUUGGUGGACAGUGAUGAUGUCAGACAGACUGCUAGGUUACUCCUUCCAGGACUGGACUGUGAACCGAGACAGCUGAAGCCUGAAUGUUGCUUUAGCUCCUUCAAGCGUCUUGACUCUAAAGCUGCCACAGACAAGUUCCAUCUAGACUUGGGUUUUCGGAUGCUCAACUGCGGACGCACAGACCUCAUUGGCCAAGCCAUUGAUUUGCUCGGGCCAGAUGGAGUCAACAGCAUGGAUGACCAGGGCAUGACACCUCUGAUGUAUGCCUGCGCAGCUGGAGAUGAGGCCUUAGUCCAGAUGCUGAUCGACGCUGGGGCCAACCUUGACGUGGCGGUUCCACCAUGCUCCCCAAAACACCCCUCUGUGCAUCCUGAUAGUCGCCAAUGGGCAGCCCUCACCUUCGCUGUGCUGCACGGACACAUCUCCGUAGUGCAGCUCCUGUUGGAUGCUGGGGCCAACGUUGAGGGGGCCGCAGUCCGCAACGGACAGGAGAGUACAGCAGACACUCCAUUGCAGCUGGCUUCAGCGGCAGGCAACUAUGAGAUGGUGAGUUUGCUCCUUGCACGAGGCGCGGACCCCUUAUCAAAGACCCACGAUGGAAACGCCCUGACGUCAUCCCUCUAUGAAGACAUGAACUGCUUCAGUCAUGCUGCCGCACAUGGACACAGGAACGUGCUGAGAAAGCUACUGACUCAGCCUCAGCAAGUCAAAGAGGAUGUCCUGUCUCUAGAGGAGAUCUUAGCUGAAGGGGUGGAGGGUGAGGAGGCCGGUAUCUGCCCUUUCCUCCCUCUGUCCCCCCUCCCUACUCCUUCCUCUGGGCCUGGGGCCCUGCCAGAGGUGGGCAUAGCAAGGCUCUGCAAGGCCAGGAUGAAGGCUCUGCAAGAGGCCAGCUACUACAGCGCUGAGCAUGGCUACCUGGAUGUCACCAUGGAGCUACGAGCUAUGGGCGUACCAUGGAAGCUACAUGUGUGGCUGGAGUCUCUGCGCUGUGCCCAGCAGCAGUCCCGGACCGGGGUCACUCUCUCACUCCUCAGAGAGUUCACCACCAUCAGAGAGGAGGACUACUGCCAGGAGUUGGUCACCAUAGGCCUGCCCCUGAUGUUUAAUAUCUUACGUACCACCAAGAAUGAUGCCAUCAUACAGCAAUUGGCGACUAUAUUUAGUCACUGUUUUGGCCCAGCUCCUCUUCCAGCUGUCCGUCAGAUAAAGGCAACUCUUUCAGCACAGUUGGAUCCUCAUUUCUUGAAUAACAAGGAGAUGUCAGAUGUGACAUUUUUGGUGGAGGGGAAACCUUUCUACGGCCACAGAGUCUUGCUGAUCACAGCUUCGGAAAGAUUCAAGUCUCUGCUGGCAUCUUCUGGACCAGAUGGAAGCCCCAACAAGGAGAUUGAAAUCAGUGACAUCAAGUACAACAUUUUCCAGAUAAUGAUGUCGUACCUCUACUGUGGAGGAACAGAGUCACUGAAAACAAAUGUUCCUGACUUGCUGGAGUUGCUGUCGGCUGCUAGUCUGUUCCAGCUGGAGGUGCUACAAAGACACUGUGAACUCAUCUGCUCUCAGCACAUCAGCCUGGAUAAUGCAGUCAGCAUCUACAAGACAGCCAAGGCCCAUGGCUCAGUGGAGCUGAGCUCAUUCUGUGAAGGUUACUUCUUGCAGCAGAUGCCUGCUUUACUGGAGAGAGAGGGCUUCAGGAGCCUGCUUUUAGGACCCCCUGGGUCCCGACAGGGAAACGGCUCCACUUCUGCGCUGGUUCACCACCGAGACUCACCUGUGGAGGAGCUGGAGGCAACCCUGGCUCAGCGACUACGCUCUCUCCACAUGACCUCCAGAGUCUGAGGACAACAGGACAGCUGCUGAGGAGAAAAGACAGAAAUAAGGGGAAGAAUGUUGAAGCGGAAGUUUUAUUUUAUCACUGAUAAAGGAUCAGAUCUCAAGAGGCUGUCUAUAUAGUUUGAGUACAGAUGUUUUCUGAUCAUAUCUCUGGUAACAAGCAACUUCCACAGUGCUUUGACACUGGGACACAAAUCAGUGAGUUAUUUGGCAGCAGUUCGACUUUGCUCUGUGGACAAUCCAGUGUUUCAUAUUUAGUGCCAAGCACUCCAUCUCGACUUUUAUUGCAGUGUACAGCAUGUUUAUGAAGAAGAUGCUUUUUCCUCUGAGGCUCGGGAAGCUUUAAUGGAGAAGCAACAGAUGGAUGCAACAGGUGGGAACUCUGAAUUAUGAAACACUGCUGCCCUCCAGUGGAUAAAACUGGCAAAACAACUAAUCACCUUGGAGGAUUGGGAUCAUGGCACCCUCCUAGUUCUUACUGAAGCUAUGUAAAGUGAUAACAGACUGAAGCAUCUAUUAAAGAAUCAAGGGAGGCAGCCAUGCUGGACUUUUGGCUUUGUCAAACUAAUAACAGAGUGGGAAGAAGAAAGUAGACUCAGUGCCUGCAGCAUUGAUGUAAGCUUUGGAUUAACAAAUGUACUUUUUAUGUAACUGUAUGUUUUUUUGUUUUUUUUUUCUAUUUUAGUAUGACCGCAGAAACAAAACACUUAAAGAGUGGGAUGGACAUUUUCUAUUUAAUGAGAAAAAAAGAUGUGAGAGUAUUUAUCGGGGUGUUCCCUUUUUAUUGUUUUUUCUUUUUUUUAUCCAAGCAAAUUAUUAAUAUUAUUGUUGAAAAGUUGCUUUUGUGUAGCUGUUGUUUUUUCCAGGUACACUCUUAACAGUUAAUUAAGCUUAUGUAUGCUGAGGUUUAAUUGCUUCUACAAAGGUACAACAGCAGAAUCCAACAUGGGAUUCGGAAUACAUAAAGUCUGUUUUAAUGCUGAAUAUUGUAAUAAACCUGGUAAAUAAGC